AUGUGUUGGAUCUCUUGGGAUAAGCUUACUCUCCCGAAGAGCGCGGGUAGUCUUCGAUUUAUAGAAAUUGAAGAGUUUAAUGAUGCUCUCUUGGCAAAGCACACAUGGAGACUGCUGAAAGACCCUUCCUCCCUGCUGGGACAAACCCUCUUGAACAAGUACUGUUGCUAUGAAGAUUUGCUCACGGUAUCAGCCCCAAGCUCUGCCUCGCACAGCUGGAGAGGGAUAUUAGCAUGUAGAGAGAUCAUAAGGAAGGGAAUGGGUUGGGUAGUAGGAGAUGGAGAAACUAUCAAGAUAUGGAGGGAAGACUGGCUAUCUACGGAGGAGCAAGCACGCCCUGUUGGACCCCCAACUCUCUCAUCACAAAACCUGACAAUCAAUGAGCUAUUCCGGAGGCACUCGACGGAAUGGAAUUUAGAGAAAAUCAAACUCCACUUACCUUAG
Molecule: messenger RNA, 444 nt
Organism: Brassica oleracea var. oleracea
Lineage: Eukaryota; Viridiplantae; Streptophyta; Magnoliopsida; Brassicales; Brassicaceae
Exons: 1
Coding region: 1-444 (147 amino acids)
Source: RefSeq, a predicted model, not a curated record